This is a messenger RNA of Lampris incognitus (smalleye Pacific opah), 2601 nucleotides long. RefSeq names its product ST14 transmembrane serine protease matriptase (gene st14). Gene Ontology annotation, biological process: proteolysis; acrosome reaction. Bases 79 to 2601 code for a protein of 840 amino acids. Gene Ontology annotation, molecular function: serine-type endopeptidase activity; protein binding. The record is from RefSeq and is a predicted model, not a curated record. The transcript has 19 exons. NCBI's taxonomy places the organism in Eukaryota, Metazoa, Chordata, Actinopteri, Lampriformes, Lampridae.
CAGCGUCGUUCGGGAGUUUGGACGCGGGGGGUUCGUCCCGUCAGGAGGACUAGCCGGGAAUCGACGCGCCUGUGGAAGAUGUAUUCCGCCAGAUAUCAGUACGCUGGUCAGAAUGAGCAGCAUGAGAAGGUCGACUUUUUAACCAAUAAAGAGAAAAUGUCGUCCAAACGAAAGACCGGCGUUGUGGUUGGGGUUCUUGUGGCUCUCCUGGUCUUGGCGGCCGUGGCAGCCUUCCUCAUUUGGCUGUUUGUCUUCAAAGAUGCAGACUCGGAGGCCACCCUUAGCGAGAAGCGAGUCCCGGCAGUGCUGGUAUUCAGUGGGCACAUGAAGCUGGUUGACAUGACCUAUGACCCGAAGCUGGAGGACACCAGUAGCAAGAACUUUCAGAUGCUGGCUGAUGACCUGGAAGAAAUUCUGGAGAUAAACUACAAGAAAGACCCUUUCCUGGCAAAAUACUACACCAAAUCUGUGGUCACAGCGUUCAGUGAGGGUGUGAUAGCUUACCACUGGACCCAGUUUAAUGUUCCGGCCGAUGACCUGGAGAUGGUGCCGGAGUUUUCUGAGGAGCGGGUUCUGGAGAUGCUGUGGAAAGGCAUCAGGAAGCAGGGCAAGCAAAGCCACCAGGAUAUCAAGAUCAGUGAAGUUACCGCCUCAUACACAGACCCACGGAUGGCGAGGAACCCUAGAGCCAAGGAGUGUUUCUACCGUCUUGAGGCUGAAACCAACGUGCAGAGCUUCCAGUCCCCGGGCUUCCCGGCCAAAUAUCCCCCCAAGUCCCGCUGCCAGUGGCAGAUCAGAGCCCCGGAGAAGCACGCCAUCGCCGUAAGGUUCUCUCACUUCCACAUCGAGGAUGACUGCUCCAACGACUUUGUCUCCAUCUAUGACUCCCUGAGUCCAGAUGAGUCACAGGCCAUCACAGAAAAGUGCGGUCAGAGGCCCCCAACCAACCCUCUACAGGUGGUGUCAUCCAGCAACAUCAUGCUGAUCAACCUGAUAACAGACAGUGCUAUCCAGAGACCUGGAUUCAGGGCCGAGUACAACAUCAUCCCCCUAUCUACAGCCAAAACAUGCGGAGGCCGCCUCACCGACAGCCAAGGGAAAUUCAGCUCCCCACAUCACCCGAGUUUCUAUCCCCCCGCCCUAGACUGCAAGUGGACCAUCGAGGUUGCUGCCGGGAAGAAGGUGCGGGUUAAGUUCUCUAUUUUCCGCAUGAAGGAGCCAGGGGUGGACAUCCGGGUGUGUCAUAAAGACUAUGUGGAAGUUAUGGGCACCAAGUACUGUGGAGAAAUGUCCUCUUUGGCUCUAACCAGUCAGACCAACAUCCUAGAGGUGACCUUCCAUUCAGACGAGUCAUUCACUGAUAAAGGCUUCAAUGCUGAGUACAACGCCUACGAUCCUGCCAACCCUUGCCCAGACCAGUUCGCCUGUGCCUCUGGGAUCUGCAUCUCCAAAGACCUGCAGUGUGAUGGCUGGAACGACUGUGGCGAUAUGAGCGACGAGAUGAAGUGCAAGUGUGAGAAGGACCAGUUUGCCUGUGACAACGGCAUGUGUAAGCCUAAGUACUGGGUGUGCGAUCGCGUCAACGACUGCGGAGAUGAGAGCGAUGAGAAACAGUGCAGUUGCGAUGACAAUGAAUGGCGCUGUGGCGACGGGACUUGUGUGCCUCAGGAAGUGGUGUGUGACACCAAGAAGGACUGUGGUGAUGGAAGCGACGAGGCCUCGUGUAAAGUCUCUCCAGGUAUCUGCUCUGACUUCAGCUUCAAAUGUAAGAACCAAGAAUGUAUAAAUAAGGUGAACGCCGAAUGUGACCGGGUGAAAGACUGCUCCGACGGCUCCGAUGAGGAGAGCUGCGACUGUGGCAUCAGGCCCUAUAAGCUGAACCGCAUUGUGGGAGGUGAGAAUGCCGAGCUGGGGGAAUGGCCCUGGCAGGUCAGCCUUCACUUUAUGACCAAUGGGCAUGUCUGCGGUGCCUCAAUCCUCUCUGACAAGUGGCUCCUUUCUGCUGCCCACUGCUUCCAGACCAGCAACUCCUUGAACCUUGUGACAUCCAACUGGCGAACCUACAGUGGCAUGCAGGACCAGUACAAGCAAGAUGAUGUACAGCUGCGCUCGGUGCAGACCAUCAUCACCCACCCAAAUUACAACCAGAUGACCUUUGACUAUGACAUCGCACUGCUGGAGCUCAGCCAGCCGCUUGAGUUCACAAACACCAUCCACCCCAUCUGCCUACCCGCUCCUUCCCACGUCUUCCCAGCAGGCAUGUCCUGUUGGGUCACCGGUUGGGGCACGCUCCGAGAAGGAGGUCGCACGGCACGGCUGCUGCAGAAGGCAGAGGUGAAGAUCAUUAACGAUACGGUGUGUAACGUGGUCACGGAGGGGCAGGUCACCUCCAGGAUGCUCUGCAGCGGCUUCCUGUCGGGGGGAGUCGAUGCAUGCCAGGGAGACUCCGGAGGGCCCCUGGCGUGCUUCGAGGAGAGCGGGAAGUGGUUCCAGGUCGGCAUCGUGAGCUGGGGCGAGGGCUGUGCUCGUCGAAACAAGCCUGGCGUCUAUUCACGCGUUACCAAGCUGAGAGACUGGAUUCGCGAGAUAACGGGGAUUUGA